This is a messenger RNA of Pochonia chlamydosporia 170, 900 nucleotides long. Its product is annotated as indole-diterpene biosynthesis protein PaxU. Bases 1 to 900 code for a protein of 299 amino acids. Lineage: Eukaryota; Fungi; Ascomycota; Sordariomycetes; Hypocreales; Clavicipitaceae. The transcript has a single exon. The record is from RefSeq and is a predicted model, not a curated record.
AUGGCUCCAAGUUCGAAGACAGUCGUUGCUUCCAGAGCCGCAGACGAACAAGCCCUGUCCUGGAUGCAGAAGCUCAGUCCAGCCGUCUCCUACUAUGAUCCUCACCAAGAACCGUCUAUUCCCGGCUCCGAACCUGAACUUGUCCUGAUACUGUCAUGGAUGGGCGCACGACAAGUCCAUAUUUCAAAAUAUGCUCUACAAUACCGCAAGAUAUAUCCAUCGUCACGAAUUCUCAUUGCGCAAUGCCCCCUUGCCCACGUCAUGUUCCCUUGGCGAACACGCGGCGAUCUGUCCCCUGCGUUGCCAUACCUUCGCGACUUGUCAGAACGUCAACAAAGAGCUGAUGAAACUGGCGAUACAUCGCCAAAGGUUCUUAUUCAGAUGUUUUCGAAUGGUGGCAUCCACACGGCCAGCUAUCUUCGUAACAUGCUUCGCGGCGGACAACCCCAUGGCACCCCCAUCUUGCCACGAUAUGUCCUAGUAUUCGACUCUUGUCCAGGAUACUUCAGAUGGAUGAGCUCCUACAACGCCUUGAUGCAAAUGCUCCCAUGGUGGUCUGGUCCCGUUGUUCAUUCCAUCAUCGCCAUGGUUUGCUUCUACCACUUCCUCCGUCGAGUUCCGGCUAUUCAAAAUCGAAAUGCUCGAGCGCUGAGGUCCCCAGGUUUGUUGGCUAGAGAAGCUAGGCGGACGUAUCUAUAUGGCACAGAAGACGAUCUCAUUUUGUGGCAGGACGUCGAGGAUAAUGCCCGGAAAGCCAAGGAUGCCGGCUUCACGGUCCGACUGGAGAAGUUUGUAGGGGCCAAACACGUGGCAAUUAUGAGGUCAGAGCCAGAACGUUACUGGAAAGCCAUUCAGACGUCGUGGCUGGAUGAGCCAACAAGAGAAGGAGUUCAACAAUAA